GAUUGUAAAAAUUUGUCCUUUGAUCGAGUUUCGGAAAUAAAUUUUGUACCUAUCGGAACAUAUCUAGUCGUAAAGCUAAUGAGACUGGAUCACAAAAUGAUACCAGAUUUUUUCAAAAAGGAUGUAGGGCCACUGGAAGCAGUUCGAAAUCAUUUUGAAGAGCUGAUGGAAGGUGAAAGAAUCUGGAAUUGGCUCCCAUAUAUCGUUUGUGUGGGCUAUCAUGACAAAACGGAAAUUAGACAAGAAAUAGCAAGUGCAUUUGACAUUCCAAAGAGCACACUGUCCAAUUGUAAAAAUAUUAAUGAAUACACAAAGACAGUGGACAAAAAUGAACUCGCUCCGAUGUGGUCACAUAAAAAGAAUCUAGUUAAAACUGAAGACAACAAGAGAGAAGGAAACGUGAUCGUGUUUUGGCAUAACUUUCUUUAUAUAUGCGCCUUUCAUGCAUGCUACAAAAAGUAUCCCCAGAAGAUAAUGCGACAUUGCAAUCUUGAUGCAAUCCUGCAAUUGGUUCGCCCUAAGAAUCAGUCUGAAGCUCUCACCAUUGAGGCAAGCAAUGAAGAAGUAGACCUGUUUUGCGAAGAAAGAUUAAGUAAAUUUGGGAAUGACAGCCUCUUUUUGGAACAUCCGUUAUUUCAAGAUGGGCAAAACGGAAAGGAGAAAUACACAGAACAUCUUGAGCUUUCCGAGCUUAAUUGGCAGAGAACUAAUGCUUAUGUGACUGCAAACU
Molecule: messenger RNA, 730 nt
Organism: Saccostrea cuccullata (small rock oyster)
Lineage: Eukaryota; Metazoa; Mollusca; Bivalvia; Ostreida; Ostreidae
Exons: 1
Source: RefSeq, a predicted model, not a curated record